This is a messenger RNA of Ipomoea nil (Japanese morning glory), 4179 nucleotides long. Its product is annotated as pentatricopeptide repeat-containing protein At1g63330-like. The coding region runs from base 259 to 2976 and encodes 905 amino acids. The record is from RefSeq and is a predicted model, not a curated record. Lineage: Eukaryota; Viridiplantae; Streptophyta; Magnoliopsida; Solanales; Convolvulaceae. The transcript has 5 exons. Gene Ontology annotation, molecular function: protein binding.
CCUAGGGUAAAUUCAGGUGUACUUUCAGACUUUCAUGGUGGACAUGGUGGCACUGGUGUGUGGAGACCGCUGAGAUUUCACCUUCCUCCCUGUUCAGCUACAGAGUCUCCGUCGGCAAGUCCAGUCUGGACCUUGGAAGAACCCAUUCGAAGCGUCCUUCUCCAGUUUGAAUGUCGUAAUUGUGUUUCCUUAGUCCCUCUACAAUCGCGUCUGCCGUAACGCCCUCCGUCACCGACGGGAGCUCCGGCGAAUUUCCGGAUGUGUGCUACUGUGCGUCGCGUGCAUUGUGCGUUUAAGGCCUGUCACCAAAGCUCACUUCUUUCCAUAUCAAACACAUCUCCUCUGUACAUUCUUUCCCUUCUCUACAAAUCCCGAGUUUCACAUUUCGCCUCCUUCUCUUCUGACAGCUCAGUUUACUGCUCAACAUCGCAUUUUUCUGAUAGAAAUUUUGAUUCUCUUCAACAGUUUUCCCCUUUCAAAAAUUUGUCAAUCACUGAAAAUUAUACUGUAAUUACUUCAAAUGAGAGGCGUAGAAUCCUUGUAGGGUUAUCGAAAAUAAUCAAACAAGAAAAUGCGUAUCUUUUGAAUGCAUUUUCUAGUCAGUUUUGCCCAUACUAUCUUGCAGAAAUUAUGAAAUCAUUCGAUAACCGGGGAGUUGCAGUUUCAUUCUUCAAAUAUGUAUUUCAAGAUUACUCCGAGGGUAUGGUGCAAUCAGGCUGCAUUGCUGCGCAUCUAUUGGCUGCUAUGCAACUGAGAUUGAUGGCACAGGAUGUGCUUUCUUGGAUAAUUAGGAGGAUUGGGAAAUCCAGGAGUGAUGAAGUUGUGGAAUUCAUGUGGAGAGAGCAUAAUUUAUAUGAGUCAGAUUAUUCAGUACUUGAUUCAUUAAUGCGGGCAUUUUUGAGCGCAGAAAUGAUUCCUGGAGCUUUGAAGAUUUUGAGUAUGAUGAGGGAGGCUGGAGCACAGCCAAGUUUGUCAGCAGUAAGCAUUCUGUUUAAAUUAUUGCUUAGGUUCAGAGAUUACGGUAGUGUGUGGAAGUUAUUUCGUGAUAUGUUGCAUAAAGGGCCUUGUCCUAACCUUUAUGUAUAUAAUGUGAUGAUUCUUGGGUUUUGUAAAAGUGGGUGUCUUCAAAUUGGAGAGAGUUUGUUACAUUUAAUGAGAAAGUUUGGAUGUGAACCAGAUGCCAUAACUUACAACAUUUUGAUAAAUGCUUACUGUAUGAAGGGUUGGACUUCUGAUGCAUUUAAUUGGUUGCAUUUGAUGAUUAAACACGGGUGUAAUCCUAGCAGCAUUACUUUUGGUACCAUUGUCAAUGCUUUGUGUAAGGAGGGCAACAUUAUUGAAGCAAGGAAAAUCUUUGAUGGAAUGCAAGAAAUUGGUGUCUCUGCAAACACUGAAAUAUAUAAUGCCUUGAUGGAUGGCUAUGUUAAAGCAAGGGAAAUUGAUCAAGCAAAUGCCCUUUUUGAAGAAAUGAUAAAGAAAGGAGUUGUUCCAGAUGGUAUAACUGUCAACACUUUGGUGGCAGGGUACUACAAGUAUAGGAGGGAAGAGCAUGCAGACAGACUGUUAAGAGAUCUAAUUAUGAUGGAACUAAUUCCAGAUUGUUCAUUAACUGAUGUAUACAUUGCUGGAUUGUGUUGGGCUGAAAGGUUGGAUGAGGCUGUAGAACUGUUGCAUACUAUGCUUGAAAGGGGAAUACCUCUUAGUGUAAUUGCAUUUAAUUCCAUUAUUGCUGCUUAUAGCAGAGUGGGAUUAGAAGACAAUGCAUUUGAGAUUUAUAAUAUUAUGGUAAAAUUUGGUCAAACACCUUCAGCUUCCACAUGCGCUAGUCUACUUAUGUGCUUGUGUACCACAGGGAGGCUGCAUGAAGCUAAGGAACUAAUGACCAAGAUGAUUGCAAUGGACUUCCCUAUUAGCAGAAUCUCCUUCACUGUUCUGUUAGAUGGGUAUUUCAAGAAAGGGGACACAGCUGGAGCUCAAAUUCUGUGGGAAGAGAUGGCAAGGAUGGGUAUGGCUCCUGAUGCUGUUGCUUUUUCUGCAUUCAUUGAUGGACUAUGUAAAACAGGGUUUGUUGAAGAAGCAUAUAAUGCAUUUCUGGAAAUGACAAGGAAGGGACUUGUGCCAAAUAAUUUUGUAUACAACUCUCUAAUUGCUGGUUUUUCUAACAGUGGAAAACUGAAUGAAGCUCAGAUAUUGGAGAAGGAGAUGAAACAGAGGGGUCUUUUCCCAGAUGCCUUUACAAUUAACAUCAUUAUUAAAGGGUUAUGUAUGCAGGGGAGGAUGCAAUCAGCCAUAGACACUUACAUUGAGAUGCAACAAAGUGGAGUAAAACCAGAUAUUGUUACUUACAAUACUUUGAUUGAUGGAUUUAUCAAAGCAUUUGACAUGGCUAAUGCUGAUAACUUAGUGAAUAAAUUGUUUGCUAGUGGAUGGGAACCAGAUAUUACUACCUACAACAUAAGGCUUCAUGGUUUUUGUACUAGUAGGAAGAUCAAUCGAGCUGUCAUGAUGUUGGAUGAACUUGUCUCAGCUGGGUUAGUUCCAAAUACAGUUACAUACAACACUAUGAUGAGUGGUGCUUGCAACGAUAUACUGGACCGUGCUAUGAUUUUGGCUGCAAAGUUGCUUAAGAUGGCAUUUAUCCCUAAUAUUGUCACCGCUAACUUACUACUAUCUCAACUUUGCAAGCAAGGGCUCCCACAGAGAGCUUUGAUGUGGGGCCAGAAGUUGAGCCAGAUUGGUAUAGAGUUUGAUGAAAUAACAUAUAAAAUAUUGGAUAGAGCAUUUUUUGAGAUACAAGAUUAUACUGAUUGUACUAAAGGAAUGACAGAAAAGAGUCUAUUCCUAGACAUUCUCAUGUACAUUACUUGUGACUAUUUGUAUAGAAACAGGGCCAAUUAUGAUAGAAGUGAUUAUAGUUUUGAGAUAGUUGAUGGACCUGGCGGGUCCUUAAAGCUGGUGAAUAGGGUAAGUUUGUAAUAAUAUGGAAAGUCUGAGAAUCAAUGGUGUGGAAAUUUGUUGAGAUCCAUCCAGAAAAUUGCUAUGGAUCUAAAGCAAAAAGGGGGAUAUGUCCUUGGAGAAGGAAGGUGCAGUCUCCACACCAGUGUCAACUUUGAUCAUCAGAGUUUGGCCCUUGAGCAGGCUCUACAAGUGUAGUAUUGAUUGAAGCUGUGAUGCUGAUGGUGGAAGUUCUCCAAACUGGCACAAUUUUGAGCUGGUGGAUGAUUUUGAUGCUUUCAAGGAGAGAAUGCUGGGAUCCAUAGAGAAGAAGCCAGUCCCUUAUUGAAGAGCUUUUUGCUGACAACUCCGGUGCUGGUAUUGUUCUAGGAUUGCUUCCACUUGCAUCUUCAUGGGAGCUUCUUUAGUGUGGAACUGAAGUAAGAAGAAGACUACAAAAGAGGAAGACCAAUGGGAACUAGUACACUUCCUCUCCCCUAACACUGCAACUUCGGUACUGCCAGAAAAUUUGUGACAACCGAUUAAUUUGAGGUGGUGCCAUCGUUAGACCUCCACCUGUCAAUAAGUGUAAGACUACUAAAACCAGCUGCAUAUGGAGCUUACAGGACUAUAAGAUGGAUACGGUGAAGUGGCAGGCAGCAGAGUAAACCCAGGUGGCGGUGAUGGAGAAAGUGUACACAGAGCGAUAGAAGGGAGCUGACAAGGGGAGAGAUAGAGAUGGCCCACUCAGGCGCGUGCUAUGUUGGAAGUUGAAAACGCCCAGAGACUGCAUGUCUAGUUUCCAAAUAUACAUGCUUAUAUCCUAUUGUAAACUAUGAACAACCACCAACCUAACUAACACCCUCUUGUCUGGGCAUAGACAUUAAUCCAGCCAUGUGAGGAGGGGUGGUGCUAUGUUGAGGCUGUUGGCUGUUCGUUGGUGAGUCUUUGGAGAUGACCAUACGGGGAUUAACUUUUCAUUACUCCAGGUACUUUUCAACUUACAACUGCCAUGAGAAAACGUCCAACACUGCUAUUCCAAAUUUAUUGUUGUAUUGCAUGUGUAUGUAUGUAUGUGUGUGCCCGCGUGCGCGUGUUGUAAUUUUCUAACGACAUUGUUGUUUUUGUAACAUGUUUCAACUACUACCUUUUCCAUGCACAAUGUUGUAUGGCAUAAUACACACACUUGUACUAGAGAAAGGGAUAUGGAUAUUAGGUCUUGCAUUAAUACUCUCCUUGCAAAAG